Messenger RNA from Perca flavescens (yellow perch), 1609 nucleotides. RefSeq names its product proprotein convertase subtilisin/kexin type 5-like. The record is from RefSeq and is a predicted model, not a curated record. The coding region runs from base 61 to 1380 and encodes 439 amino acids. Lineage: Eukaryota; Metazoa; Chordata; Actinopteri; Perciformes; Percidae. The transcript has 7 exons.
CUCUAUAAGGGUGUAUGCUCCAAAGACUGCCCCACUGGUACUUACUAUGAAACUGAAGCUAUGGAAUGUCAAGAGUGCCACCAGACUUGUAUGAGCUGUUCUGGCCCAGAUGCAAACCAGUGCACACAGUGCGAGAAGGGACUCGUGCUGGAUCCAAACACAUUGUUGUGUGGCGUGACGGGUGAUACAGACUGCCCUCCAAGGACCUACCUACACGACGACCAGUUCACCUGCAUGGGUUGCCACCGGCACUGUUACUCUUGUGAGGGGCCGGGCAACGAUGAAUGCCAGACCUGUGCCAUCCCCAAAUACCUUCAUAACAGCACCUGUGUGAGUGAGUGUCCGGCUGGUACAUACGACACAAAGCAGGAUGCUGACGGAACAGAGCUGGGUCUCUGUUUGCCUUGUGAUCACGCCUGUUCCACCUGCGAUGGAGCAUCGCCUAAAGAUUGCCUCACUUGUUCUCCAGGAUACCUGCGUCUUCUUCAACUCUGUGUCACUCAUUGUCCUACAGGGUAUUACAAAGAGGGCUCCCACUGUGAGAAAUGUGACCAGUCCUGUGAGCUGUGCACAGGGCCAGGGCCUGAGUCCUGCAGGGCCUGUCCACCUCCUCUUCUGGAGCUGCAAGGCACCAAGCUGUGUGUUGAGCACUGCCCACACCGCUUCUAUCAGCUCAAUGACAUGUGCAAGCAGUGCCACACCAGUUGUCAGACCUGUACAGAUGCCUCACCUCAGGGAUGUGUGACGUGCGACUGGGGCAGCACCUUAAAGGACAAAGUCUGCUAUCCCCGUUGUAAGGAAGGAAAAUACUUUUCGGAAAAGGGAACCUGUGAGCCAUGUAACAGCUCGUGUAGGCAUUGCACCGGCCCCAGACCUGACCAGUGUCUGACUUGUCACCGUGAUGCUGCUCUUCAUGCUGUGGAGAACCGCUGUGCGCACUGUUGUCAGGCUGGAGGGAAUCAGGACACCUAUUGCUGUGUUUGUGACAGCCGCUCAGUUUUGUGUGUGGAGGCCCCCCAACCCAAGUCAGGAGACAAUCAGGUAACAGACCUGGAUAUGUCGUCUAGAGCUCUGAAGCACACCUCGGCUGGCUUGCCUAUUGCCUUGCUGCUAGCACUGGGAUUGGCUCUGGCUGUGUUUGCCUUGGUCAAGGCUCAUGCCAGGAAGAGGCUUUGCUGGGGCCAAAGCUAUGAGAGGCUGAGUGGCAGCGCCAGCAUCAACAUGCCCCACGGUGUUCCCGAGCCAGACAGUGGAGACGAGGUGGAUGUGGUGUACACCAGUAGAGGUGGAUCAGUUUAUCGACGCUACAGCUUUAUCCAUGAGCAGGACACAGAUACAGACCAGGGUGUGGAUGAGAACAAUUGUCUCAAUCAAUCUUAGAUACAUUCAUACCAGAGCUUACAGUAUCUAAGGAAUGUGUUGUGGAUGCUCACAAUAUCAAGACUGACAGGUGAAUUCAAAAUAGUUUAGUUAGUGUUUAGAAGAGAAUGUACAGUAGUGGUAUUAUGCUUUAGAAUGUUGCUUUUUGAGUUCUGGUGUUUAUUCUACUUUACAAAGUGCCUGUACCUGUAUAAUGCACAUUCUUAGUUGAGGCAUUUGUGAGUAAACA